CUGCCAGUCUUUAUACAGGCCUUUUACUCACUGAAAAUGAAGUGUCACUUUUAUUGUGUGUUUGUCUGCCGUGAGAUGGAUGACUGCGAGUAAUUGUUCAAAUCCGUCGCCGUCGGCAACCAAUGAACUUGUAAAAUGGAGAAGGCUUCCGAGGGCUGAUAGGCUGCAGCUGUAAAGACGGGAGGGUUUACGGGUGUGGGGUCCUGGUGGAGUUGGUUGCGUCCCCUCUGGGACGUCCAAAUGUCAAGAGUUCUAAUGAGAUGCUGAUGUCAAUAGAGAGAGAAGUAGAAAGUUGCUAACGGAAAGCACCAGGACAGGUACUACUAGUUUUACAAAAUGCCUGUGGAGACUCUCCGACAUCCUGUGAGGCAAACGGCAAGGACCGCUGUAGCUGCUACACCACCACGUUUGAGGCCCAAAGGACCAGUGGGGCCCGACUUUUACCGGCAGUUCCCGACAGCUGCAGGCAGACCAAAGCAGAGUGCGGUGGAGAGGCUGGAAGCAGACAAGGCUAAAUAUGUCAAGAGUCAGGUGGCUCUUUCUAAACAGCAGCCAGUCAAGCCUUCGGACACACACAAGCCUCUGCUAAACCCUGGCUCUGCUCUGCGGCCCACCAGGAAAACACCAACCCCAGCAACACCAAAGAAGGAGGCAGUGCAGCUCGACUUGGAGCAUCUGACUAACCUGAUCUGUGAUGUGAAUGAUGGGCCCCAGUCCAGUGCUACUAUAGACUCGGGGGACGGUAAAGCUUCCGAUUGUGCCACCACUUCACACAGCUCACCUUGCGCCACACCUGCAGGGACACAGCAGAAAAAGGAGAGACCGUGUCCACCUCCCCGUCCUGAUUGGUCCAGUCCUGCUAAAGUGAGGUUAAAAGCUUCUGGACCUGCCAGGGUUGAAAGUCCUGGCUCUCCUGGCUCUCCUGGCUCUCCGGCUGCAGGAACCGUACGUAGGGUGGACGUCAUGCCUCAGGCCAGUCCUGUGAGGACACCUUCCAGACCACCUCAGUAUAUCCGACAGCCCCUUCACCCCAUAUCUUUACAUUCCCAGUUUCCACUCCGCCAGGCCGUUUCACACCUGCACCUCUCCCACCCGAGAACAACAACAGGUCCCUCUCCUCUGAAACCAGUUGUUGUUCCACUGAAACCUGACAACCCUCCCUCCUAUCCAGCUGGAAUCCCUGCCCCUACUCCACCUCCCCCCAACCUCCCUGUUUUCCCUCCUUCCUCCCCCGCGAUUACCCGUUUGUCCUCCUCCAGCUCCAGGAAACGGCCCUCGCUGACCCGGUCCAAAUCAGACAUGAGCGACCGGUGCUCCCGAGCCGGGACGGAGCUGGAGCGCUUCUUCAACCUGUGCGGUCUGGACCCUGCAGACCUGCAGGAGUGGACGGGAUCUAGUUCUGACAUUGUGUCCAUGGCCCGUUUCCGCAGUGUGAGCGCUCCAGGCUCUGAGUGCGCAGGCUCUGGCAGAGAGGAUGAAGAUGCUGAUGAGGAGGUGGAUGCUGCACCACGCGCUCCCUACGGUAUUUCUGUCAUUGAGAGAAACGCACGAGUGAUCAAGUGGCUGUAUGGAAUUCGUCAUGCUAAGGACAAUGCAAGUAAGAGCACCAAUUUAUAGGUUGGUGUUUAAAAAUGGUCCAAGAAAAGGAAAAUAAUUUAAAAAAAAAAAAAAAAGUGAAAAUUUCAACAUGUCAAGACUGCCAAACAAAUGAAGUGAUGGGAUCCUGUGACAAAUAAUUCAUUUUCCUUUGCCUCCAUUGUUUAAUUAAUUUAACAAAGUUAGAAUUUUUUUCAGAAAUGACUAUUUUUACUUUACUAUUUUUUGUUAUUUGGACUUUAGAAAAUGUUAUUUUGUGUGUCUUUGUGUCUCACACUGGGGAUGCCCAAGUGUCAUGUCUGACUGUAAAACGAAGGUAUUAUUAAAGAUUGAACAAUGAAAGCA
Messenger RNA from Scatophagus argus, 1941 nucleotides. RefSeq names its product family with sequence similarity 110 member A (gene fam110a). Lineage: Eukaryota; Metazoa; Chordata; Actinopteri; Scatophagidae. The coding region runs from base 337 to 1617 and encodes 426 amino acids. The record is from RefSeq and is a predicted model, not a curated record. The transcript has 2 exons.